Messenger RNA from Purpureocillium lilacinum, 471 nucleotides. RefSeq lists its product as uncharacterized. The record is from RefSeq and is a predicted model, not a curated record. NCBI's taxonomy places the organism in Eukaryota, Fungi, Ascomycota, Sordariomycetes, Hypocreales, Ophiocordycipitaceae.
AUGGGCUUCUUCAGCACGAGCGCCAGCUACUUCGCCUUCAGCGGCCUGCACCUGGUGUGCUUUGCCCUCGCCCUGACCGUCUGCGGCUUGUACGGCCAGGACCUGAACAAUGCGCACCACCUGCACAAGUACGCCGACUCGAAAUGGGUGUACGCGGUUGUCGUCGGCGCGCUCUCCGCAGUGACGUGCGUCGUGUACUUCAUCCCCUUCGUGCUGCGACACGUCGGCAUCGUGGCGGCCGUGUGGAGCCUGAUUCUCUUCAUCCUCUGGAUCGCCCUGUUUGGCGUCUUUGGCGCGCUCUACAUCAAGGAGGACCCAGAGGGCGACGGCGGCAUCAAGCGGAUGAAGAGCGCGGUCUGGGUUGACCUCGUCAGCGCCCUGCUGUGGCUCAUCUCGGCUGUGUCCGUCUUUGGCUACUGGUGGAAACACCGCGAUACGCGCUCGCAGUUUACCGGACGUGCCCACGUCUAG